AUGCACGACACAUCCAGACUUGCAGCGGAUCAGCAUAUACAGUGCCAUGGCCUGAUACUGCUCCCUUUGACCCUACACUAUGAGGCUGAAUUGCACUUUCUUCCAUCUCAAGGAACCCGGUCUGCUUGGUUGCCUGCACGUUCGCAGAUGCGACAUACCACCAUCACCGGGAGGAAAGCAUGA
Molecule: messenger RNA, 183 nt
Organism: Auxenochlorella protothecoides
Lineage: Eukaryota; Viridiplantae; Chlorophyta; Trebouxiophyceae; Chlorellales; Chlorellaceae
Exons: 1
Coding region: 1-183 (60 amino acids)
Source: RefSeq, a predicted model, not a curated record